AUGAGGAGCAGCCUGACCUUGGUGGGGACCCUCUGGGCCUUCCUGUCUCUUGUUACUGCUGUGGCCAGUUCUACCAGUUACUUCCUGCCUUAUUGGCUCUUUGGAUCCCAGCUGGGAAAGCCAGUGUCAUUCAGCACAUUUCGGAGGUGCAACUACCCAGUGCGAGGAGAAGGGCACAGUCUGAUCAUGGUGGAAGAAUGUGGGCGUUAUUCUAGCUUCAGUGCCAUCCCAAGCCUGGCCUGGCAGAUGUGCACAGUGGUGACAGGUGCCGGCUGUGCCCUACUGCUUCUGGUAGCACUGGCUGCUGUCCUUGGCUGCUGCAUGGAGGAACUCAUCUCCAGAAUGAUGGGACGUUGCAUGGGAGCAGCACAGUUUGUGGGAGGACUGCUGAUAAGCUCAGGCUGUGCCUUAUAUCCCUUAGGAUGGAAUAGCCCGGAGAUAAUGCAAACAUGUGGAAAUGUCUCCAAUCAAUUUCGGUUAGGUACCUGUCGGCUUGGCUGGGCCUACUACUGUGCUGGAGGUGGAGCAGCUGUAGCAAUGUUGAUCUGUACUUGGCUGUCUUGCUUUGCUGGAAGAAAUCCCAAGCCUGUUGUGUUGGUGGAGAGCAUCAUGAAGAACACCAAUUCUUAUGCCAUGGAGCUCGACCACUGCCUCAAAACUUGAGCUUUGAAAGAAGAUAA
Molecule: messenger RNA, 680 nt
Organism: Heterocephalus glaber (naked mole-rat)
Lineage: Eukaryota; Metazoa; Chordata; Mammalia; Rodentia; Bathyergidae
Gene: Lhfpl1
Product: LHFPL tetraspan subfamily member 1
Cellular component (GO): membrane
Source: RefSeq, a predicted model, not a curated record